Tilletiopsis washingtonensis is the source of this 1822-nucleotide messenger RNA. RefSeq lists its product as hypothetical. Gene Ontology annotation, molecular function: transmembrane transporter activity. Bases 36 to 1556 code for a protein of 506 amino acids. Gene Ontology annotation, biological process: transmembrane transport. NCBI's taxonomy places the organism in Eukaryota, Fungi, Basidiomycota, Exobasidiomycetes, Entylomatales. The record is from RefSeq and is a predicted model, not a curated record. Gene Ontology annotation, cellular component: plasma membrane. The transcript has 5 exons.
CUCACGCGCCAUCCUUCCCUUCCACCACACCCACGAUGGCCACCUCUGCUCUGCCCGCCCGCAGCGGCACACCCUCCUCGCUCGAGGAGGGCAGCGUGGGCAAGAAGCACGCCGCCGGCGCCGAGGCGCAGCCGCAGCAGUCCAGCUCGCUGCGCCGCCGCGUCCAGCGCAUCGCGCAGGGCCUGUGCGAGCAGACGGGCAUCGAGCCGCUGCCCGUCGAGGCACGCACCAGCACAAACGUCGGCAACGUCGGCUUCCUCUGGGCCAGCGCCAACAUGAACGUGCUCUCCUUCUCCUCGGGCACGCUGGCGCCGCUGCUCGGCCUCGGCCUCGUGCCGUCGCUCGUCGUCAUCCCCAUCUUCGCCGCCUUCUGCUGCCUCUUCCCGGCGCUCAUCAGCGUGUGGGGCCCGCGCACGGGCAUGCGCCAGCUGGUGCUCUGCCGCUACUCGUGGGGCUACUACCCCGUGGCCGUCAUUGUGGUGCUCGGCACCGCCGGCCAGAUCGGCUACUGCAUCCUCAACAGCAUCCUUGCUGGCCAGACCCUCGCGGCCGCGUCCGUCGGCGGCAACCUCAGCAUCACCGUCGGCAUCGUCGUCAGCGUCAUCAUCUCGCUCGUGCUCUCCUUCAGCGGCAUCCGCGUGCUGCACUUCUUCGAGCGCUACUCCUGGCUCGUCGUGCUGCCCGUCUUCGUCGCGCUCACCGCCGUCGCCGGCAGCGGGCCCGACGGCCUGCACAUUCCCGCCGAGGAGCCGGCGCUGGCGCCGCGCCCCGUGCUCAGCAUGGGCUCGCUGCUCGCCGGCUACCUCAUCAGCUGGAGCAUCAUGAGCACCGACUACUCGCUCUACCUCGAGCCGCGCACCAGCCCCGUCAAGCUCUUCACCUACGUCUGGUCGGGCUUCUUCUUCAGCACGACGCCGCUGUUCAUGCUCGGCGCUGCGUUUGCCUGCUCGGCCGCUGAUGUUCCGGCCUGGUCGGCUGCGCUGGAGAUCAGCAACGGCGAGCUCUUCCUCGAGGUCUUCGGUCGCGGUGCCGGCGCUCGCUUCGCCAACGUCAUCCUGGCGCUCUCUGUCAUCGGCAACGUGGCGCCGACGUUCUACUCGUUCGGUCUCUCGAUCAUGACGCUGCCCAUCCCGCGCCUGCACGCCGUGCCGCGCUUCCUCUUCCCCCUGCUCGCCACCGCCAUCACCAUGCCGCUGGCCAUCGUCGGUGCCUCGCGCUUCGCCACGACGCUCAGCAACUUCCUCGCCGUGCUCGGCUACUGGAGCGUGCUGUACGUCGCCGUCCUCAUCGUCGAGCACUAUGUCAUCCGCCGCGGCGACUACGACUCGUACAAUGCCGAGGCGUGGGCUUCGCCUAGGCUCCUCCCGACGGGCCUGGCCGCGCUGGCCGCCGGUAUCCUCAGCCUGGGCCUGCAGAUUCCCUUCUACGACCAGACGCUCUUCACUGGCCCGCUCGCGGAGCGCAGCGGCGAUCUCGGCUUCGAGGUGGGCCUCGUCCUCUGCGCCAUCCUCUACGUGCCGCUGCGCAUCCUCGACAAGCGCAUCUUCGGCCGCUAAGCGUCCCGCAUGCGCCCAUCUGCUCUCAUCUCCUGGCAACCGAUGCUCUCCUCGCCGUCUUGCACAAGUCUACAUCCGCCGGGCCGACACCUGCGUGUCUCGGCCUCGCGCUAAAGUAUCUCAGCUCCGUGUAACUAAAAGGCUUCUCACCUGUCACUGUCUCCCACAUCUCCCACGCGCAUCAACUGCUAGACCUCACUCCCACCCUGGCCCACCUUCGUCACCGUCGCUCAACGCAAUACCUUUAUCUGCUUCAUGCCUUUCGC